This is a messenger RNA of Metarhizium brunneum ARSEF 3297, 1479 nucleotides long. RefSeq names its product FAD-containing monooxygenase EthA. NCBI's taxonomy places the organism in Eukaryota, Fungi, Ascomycota, Sordariomycetes, Hypocreales, Clavicipitaceae. Gene Ontology annotation, molecular function: flavin adenine dinucleotide binding; N,N-dimethylaniline monooxygenase activity; NADP binding. The record is from RefSeq and is a predicted model, not a curated record.
AUGCCAGAAAUAGCAGAACGCCACGACAUCAUCAUCUUGGGAGCCGGCCUCUCUGGCAUAAACACUGCCCACGUCCUCCGCCAACAGCUGCCCCAUCGUCGCUUCGCCAUUCUCGAGGGCCGCUCCGUCAUAGGCGGCACAUGGAGUUUUUUCAAGUUCCCCGGCUUCAGGUCGGAUUCGUACAUGACCACCUUUGGAUUUCGAUGGCACCCCUGGCCACACGCGCACAAGAUUGCUUCGUCCAAAGAAAUCGUCGCAUACAUCGAGGACGCCGCCAGACAAGACGGCACGUACGACCAGAUCCGGUUCGACCACCGCGUCGUCGAUGCGGAAUGGCGCGACGAGGACAGCUUUUGGCGACUGACCGUCGAGCACGCCGGAGAGGCCAAGGUCCUGGCGGCAAACUUCGUCAUCGGGUGCACGGGGUACUAUGCCUAUGACCAGGCCAUGCCAGCCGCGAUCCCGGGCAUCGAGAGCUUCUCGGGCACCGUGGCGCACCCGCAGUGGUGGCCGGAGGAUUUGGACUGUUCCAACAAGCGUGUCGUGCUCAUCGGCUCGGGCGCAACAGCGUACACUAUUGUGCCGGCACUGGCUGAUCAGGUCGCGCAGCUGACCAUGGUCCAGAGGAGUCCCAGCUACGCGGCCGCGAUUCCGAGGACGUCGUGGUUGGACACGCUGCUGCGGGCCAUUCUGCCCAUGGGUCUUGCGCACAAGAUCUGCUGGUGGAAGGACAUCGCCUAUGAGAUGUUCAUCACGCAGUUCAUGGUGCAUUUCCCCGGUGUUGCCAGGUUCGCCCUGCGGCUCAACACAAAGGCCGCAUUGCCCAAGGACUGCGACGUGGACAUUCACUUCAAGCCGCGAUAUGAGCCCCUCCAGCAGCGGCUGUGUCUCUGCCCGGAUGGCGAUUUCUUCCGAGCCUUGCACCGGGCUAAUGUCGAGCUUGUUACAGACGUCAUUGACAAGGUCACGCCGGAUGGCGUACUGCUGCAGUCGGGUCGCAAACUCGACGCUGACAUAAUUAUCACCGCGACGGGGCUUUAUUUCCAAAUCAUGAGCGGUAUAGCUGCCAACGUUAAUGGGGUUCGAAUCGUCCCCGGUUCGCGUUACACCUGGCGAGGCACCAUGCUCGAGUCUCUUCCCAACAUGGGCUACGUUUUGGGAUAUGUGUUGCAGUCGUGGACACCCGGGGCGGAGGCAAUUGCCAAGCUGCUUGUGCGUGUCAUCAAGAGCAUGGAAGACAAACAGGCUACCAAGGCCAUGCCCGUGUUGGAGCACAGGAAAGACAUGCCGAGGAAACUGGCGGUUGAUUUGAACAGCAAUUACUUUGUCAAGGCGGCUGACAGGAUUCCCAAGGUUACGGGGGAGGACCCGUGGUAUGGACGUACACACUGGAUUCGCGACAUGUGGAGCGUCUUGUUUGGAGAUAUUGACAAGGGGUUGGAGUUCAGCGGACUGAGAGAGGGCAAGAAGAGCUUGUAA